UCCUCUCGAAAAAAACAUCAUGCCAUUUCAGUUGAUUGAAUUUGUAUCUAGGCGCUAAGUUAACAAUUCAUUUUAACAUCAUGGAGAUUGCUUUUGUUAUCAUUGGCUUGUUGGCAGUCAUCCUGCUCAGGUUCUUGGUAAAACUGUUAUUUUACCCUCGCCCUCUGUCUGGCAUCCCAUACGACACGGGAUCAGCUAAGAGGAUCACCGGUGACCUUCCAAGCAUCACGGAGGCCUUCAAUGAGACCACUGAGUGGACUCGGCCUAUCGGUCGUCGAUCAUUGAAGUAUGGAUCACCAAUCCACCAGUUGUUCAUGAAUCCAUUUUCAAAACCAUUAAUCAUGGUCGAUGACCCGCGAGAAGCGGCAGACAUACUGUUGAGAAGAUCAAAGGAGUUCGAUAAGGACACGACGUUUGGAGUUUGGCAAACUUUCAUCCCACGCUCGACCAUCGCGCAGUCAACGACCCCCGAAUACAAAGCACAGCGGAAGACCUGGCAAGAUACCAUGCAUCCUGAUUUCCUGCGGAAGGUCAUGGCUAGGCAUAUAUACGCCGCAGCCGAGGACCUAACGAAGCUUUGGGAAGUGCGAUGUUCACAUUCGGUUGGCCACCCUAUCGACGUUAGCGAGGACUUCUCUUACGCGGCCCUCGACGCCAUCUGGACGGCGACUUUUGGGGAGAGGUUGGACUUAGUCGAAGCCCAGAUCCAGAUGCUCGAGACGGGGAAGAAGGUUCAGACUAAGGGCCUGGAUAUGCACAGCACCGUGCAAUACCUCAACAACCUAGCGAAUACGUGGCGAGGCUCCCUCUGGCCUGCGUUGACUCGGUGGAGGAUGCAGAGGAAUCCUGCCUAUCGCAAGUACACCGAGACUAAGGACCGUGAAAUCGACCGUAUUCUCCUCGACGCUUCCGCUCGUUUCCAAAAGGUCUUGGAUGGCUCUAAUGACGGAUCGGAGCAUGAUACAUGUGCUAUGGACCUUGUUCUCAGACGCAGCAUGAUUAGCGCCCAGAAAGCUGGCAAACCUAUUCCGGAUCCCACUAAAGACGCGGGAAUGAGAGACGAACUUCUGCUUUUCAUAUACGCUGGUCAUGAUACCACAAGUACCACCCUUCAAUGGUUCGUAAAAUUCAUGACCAACAACCAAGCAGCGCAGACGAAGCUCCGCGCAGCCCUGAAAGCCGCCUUUCCCGGCGACGGGCUCCCCGACGUCGCAGACCUGCUCACCAAGGACGUGCCGUACCUAAACGCCACGAUAGAAGAAACGCUCCGCUGCGCCGUCACCGCAGGCCGCGUGAUCCGGAUGUCGACCACCGACACCGAGAUCCUCGGCCACAAGAUCCCCGCCGGCACCUCGGUCGCGGCCCUCACGUCGGUCGGGUGGCGUCCCGUUCCCGUGCCCGAGGAGAAGCGGAGCCCGACGAGCCGCGCUGCGUUCGAGAAGAGCGGCAACGUGGACUGGACGCUCAAGCCGAGUGCGCAGGAUCUUGAGAGUUUCGCGCCUGAGCGAUGGUUUAAGGUCGAUGAGGAUGGGAAUGAGGUCUUUGAUCCUGCUGCGCUGCCGCAGAAUGCUUUUGGGGGCGGGGCUAGGGGUUGUUUUGGACGACGUUUAGCUAUGAUAGAACUGCGCAUCAUGAUCGUACUGACUGUUAUGAAGUUCAAAUUCCUUCCAGUAACCCCUGAGUUCAAUAGCUUCCAGGUUCAUGAGCAAUUGCUCCGGGCUCCUCGGCAGUGUUUUGUGAAGCUCGAGGCUGUUUGAUGUUCUGGGGUUAAUUAGAAGCUAUGUUGAUCUUCUUCUGAGAAUAGAAAUAGGGGCGGUUGGUGGAGGCAAUAAACCAUGAGUUCUGUUAACCGAGUGAGCUAUCUACCUUCUACC
Molecule: messenger RNA, 1874 nt
Organism: Annulohypoxylon truncatum
Lineage: Eukaryota; Fungi; Ascomycota; Sordariomycetes; Xylariales; Hypoxylaceae
Product: cytochrome P450
Exons: 4
Coding region: 81-1757 (558 amino acids)
Molecular function (GO): oxidoreductase activity, acting on paired donors, with incorporation or reduction of molecular oxygen; heme binding; monooxygenase activity
Source: RefSeq, a predicted model, not a curated record